GAUCACCCAUCUACAAGUAUAAAAGAGCUAGCCCCAAAGCCUGUGAAUUCUGUCCAGAAAACAAGAUCGAAAAGAGACUAACAGUUAACAGUGUGUAGUACUAGUAAGAGAAAUAUGGCUUCUCGUCUUUUGCUCGUCGUUCCUCUCCUAUUCUUGUUUCUUUUCUGCCAUACUUCCUCUGCAAGGGUGAGCGUGAAGGUGACUAAGUUGAUGGUUGAGAAGAUUUGUGGGCUGGCCAAGAACCCCAGUUUCUGUCUGGAGGUGCUGACUUCUGACCCAAGAACCGGAUAUGCUGAUCUAGAUCAACUCAGGGGCGUAUGUAUCAAUCUGGCGAUGGUUAAUGUGACAGACACUGAGAAACAGAUAAAUUUGAUGCUGAAGAGAAGCAGCAAAGAGAGACUUAGAUCAUCCCUCACGAAAUGUGCCGCCGACUACUCAAAUGCAAUUGAGCAACUUCGCGAAGCUAUUGAUUUCUUGGGCGCCCGUGAUUAUGAUAGCGUGAGAGACAGGGCAAGUCUUGUGAUAAGCGUGACCAUGUCUUGUGAACUCUCAUUCAGAACUCCCCCACCGAUUUCUUCUCCAUUGACUCAGAACACCAAGAAUGCAGUUGGUCUAGCUGAUAUUAUUUCGGCAGCCUGCACUUUUCGUCCUUGAUCAUCUUUCU
This is a messenger RNA of Nelumbo nucifera (sacred lotus), 664 nucleotides long. Lineage: Eukaryota; Viridiplantae; Streptophyta; Magnoliopsida; Proteales; Nelumbonaceae. The record is from RefSeq and is a predicted model, not a curated record.